Messenger RNA from Daphnia magna, 1657 nucleotides. RefSeq names its product probable methyltransferase-like protein 15 homolog. Lineage: Eukaryota; Metazoa; Arthropoda; Branchiopoda; Diplostraca; Daphniidae. Gene Ontology annotation, molecular function: rRNA (cytosine-N4-)-methyltransferase activity. The record is from RefSeq and is a predicted model, not a curated record. The transcript has 2 exons. Bases 363 to 1448 code for a protein of 361 amino acids. Gene Ontology annotation, biological process: rRNA base methylation.
UGAAGUAUAAAAGAGCACAGCAGACGACGUUUUCUGAUCAGUUUACUAGUUGUGGAUGUUGAAGUUGACUUGAAUUUCCCGAACCAAGGCUGACAUAAUUAAGUAGCCAACUUUGUUUAAACCUUUAUGCCACAAAAGAGGAGACUUGUUUAAAGAAUUGUUCAGAUUGAUUCGUUACCAAUCCUCACAAUUUUUUGUUGGCUGAGGUCCACAUCGAACCUUUGAGUACAAGAGUGAAACAAAAGCAACACCACCCGCUUUUCUAGCGAACCCAAGAUCUAUUGAAGGCAACAGUAUAAAUAGUAGUGGUUCGUUAAAUAAAAACAAUAUCAAACAAAGCAACGGGAAAAAUCAAUAAAGAAAUGCGUCAUUUCUCCUAUAUGUUUUCGUCCAUCUCCCGGUUACCAUGCUUUCUCCGUCAGACAAACAGGACAGCAAGAUCAUACAGCUCAAACAACCGUGUAUUUCAUAUUCCAGUUAUGCACAAGGAAGUUCUUACCAUGUUUGACCCUCAACAUGAUCAAAAGUUUCUUGAUAUGACAUUUGGAGCUGGAGGGCAUACUAGAAAGUUGCUAAGUUCAUGUAACAAUGCAACAGUUUAUACCUUGGAUAGAGAUCCUUUUGCAUACGACCUGGCUAUUAAAUUAGCAAGUGAAACAACAAAUGGCAAUAUUUCCCCGUUAUUAGGAAAAUUCAGUGAUUUGCCGGAACUUCUCUCAGAUGGGGAAGUGGAAAACUUUUUUGACGGAAUCCUUAUCGAUUGUGGUUGCUCAUCUAUGCAAUAUGACAUGAAAGAAAGAGGUUUUUCUUUAAGUAAAGAUGGGCCGUUGGACAUGCGUAUGGACCAGGAUAGGUUAGCCAACCAACCGUCCGCAAAAGACAUUCUAGCGCACAUUGACGAAAAUAGUCUCGCUCGCAUAUUAAAAGUCUAUGGAGAAGAAAAACAAGCGAAGAAAAUUGCGAGAGCCAUUGUUGAAGCGCGAUAUUUAUUCACAAGUCUCAAUACAACGCAUGAGUUGGCGCAACUAGUAGAAAGUGCCUGUGGAUUUAGUUCUCGUACAGAUAAGCUGCAACGAUCAAGUCACGUGGCCACCAAAACUUUUCAGGCUUUGAGAAUUCUUGUCAAUGACGAACUCAAUGAGCUCGACUUCGCUGUGAGAUUCGCUCAUCGGGCUCUGAAAAUCGGCGGGAAGUUAAUUACAAUCACCUUCCAUUCGUUAGAAGAUCGAAUAGUGAAGAAUCAUCUGCAUGACCUCGAUUACUCAACCGACAGUGACCAAAAAUACAAAAACUAUGCCAGACAGCUUGACCCGUUGGACGUACAGGUUCUCAUGGAACGGCAGUGGCAGGAAAUCAACAAACAUGUGCUUACGCCUUCUGACGAAGAGAUCAAUGAAAAUCCACGUAGUAGAUCCGCAAAACUAAGGGCAGCAAUAAAGCUCCGAUAAGCCUUGAUGGUUUAGUCUCAUUUAAAUCCAUAAAUGUGUUUUUCUUUCGAUGUUAUCGGUAGCUCGCGACUCGUUCGAAAAUCACCGAAUGUUUUACAUGUGUUUUCACGGGUAAAUGCACUAUGAACUGUUCUGAACAUUUCGCGGAAUCGCAAUUUUCUGAGACAUUUCUAAGCAGUCAAUCUACAUACAAUUUUUCCGGUGUGAAA